AUAUUGAGACUCAAAUUCUUAAACCCAAAUACAAUGCUGAGUCGUCACCACCAAGUAUCAUCACAAAUAAUCAAACUGACCAAAUCCAAGCCAACUUUUUGCACUGCAAUUCUGCAGCCCCCCCACAUAUUGACCCUUGAACAACAAGAAGCCGCAUACGCCCAUCUUCUAAAACUAUGUCUGCAACACUGCAAACAAAUUCAAUCCCGCCGACUGUUCGACGAAAUGCCUCAAAGAGGCAGACAAGCAGUAUACCUUAUACACGCCCAAAGUAUAACACAUGGGUUUGAAUCCAAUGGCAAACUUGGCAAUGCCAUUGUCGAUUUACACGCUAAAUGUGGCAACUUGGCCUUUGCUCAACAAGCUUUCAACAGGUUGGAACACCAGGGUACACUUUCUUGGAACUCAAUAUUGUCAAUGUACUCGAGACAUGGGAUGUUGGAACAUGUUGUGCAGCUGUUUUGCUCUAUGCAGGCGGUUUCUGGGGUGUCGCCGAAUCAGUUUACGUAUGCUAUAGUUUUGUCGGUUUGUGCAAGGUUGACGGAUAUUGUGUUGGGUAGAAUGGUGCAUUGUGUUGUUAUGAAAACGGGGUUUGUUUGUGAUUCGUUUUGUGUUGGAUCACUAGUUGACUUGUAUGCAAAAUGUGGUUUUGUUGAUGAGGCGUUUAAGAUAUUUGAUGGGUCGGUGUAUAGAGAUACAGUUUUAUGGACAGCGAUGAUUGCUGGUUAUGUUCAAGGUGGUUUUCCUGAUAAGGCAAUACAAUUGUUUAAAGAUAUGUUGAGACUGAGAUAUGUACCUGACCAAGUAGCAUUUGUGACUGUUAUAACUGCGUGUGUUGAAUCAGGACGUUUUGAUGAUGCCCGUUGUUUGUUUGACCAAAUGUGUAAUCCGAAUGUUGUGGCUUGGAAUGUCAUGAUUUCAGGGCAUGCUCGGUAUGGUUUUUAUAAUAUUGCUAUUGAUUAUUUUCAGCGUAUGAUUAGUUCUGGGGUUAAACCAACAAGGCCAUCUCUAGGAAGUGUUUUGAGUGCCAUUGCAAGUACGUUUGAUCUUGAUGGCGGUUCACAAGUUCAUGCUCAAGCAACUAAACUAGGGCUGGGUUCCAACGUUUACGUCGGAAGUUCUUUAGUUAAUAUGUAUGCAAAGUGUCAAGAAAUGAGUUUCGCAAGGAGUAUCUUUGACACACUAGACGAGAAAAACAUUGUUUUAUGGAACACCAUGCUUGGAGGUUAUGCACAAAAUAGAAAUGCUGAUGAAGUAAUUUAUUUAUUUGUAAAUAUGAGACAUUUUGGAUUCGUACCUGACGAAUUCACUUACACAAGCGUUUUGAGCGCGUCUGCAUAUCUGAAAAGUGUCGAAAUGGGGAAGCAAUUACACUCACUUGCUAUCAAAAACAAAUUCAGCAUGAACUUAUUUGUUGGAAAUGCAUUGGUAUAUAUGUAUGCAAAAUCCAGUUCUCUAGAGGAUGCUAGAAAACAGUUUAGCAUGAUAGAGAAUCGAGAUAAUGUUUCUUGGAAUGCAAUAAUUGUCGGGUUGGUGCAGGAAGAAGAAGAAAAUGAAGCUUUUAGCAUGUUUCAAAGGAUGAGAUUAGCCGUGAUCACCCCUGAUGAGGUAUGCUUUGCUAGUAUGCUGAGUGCUUGUGCAAAUAUCCAAUCUCUAGCUAAAGGAAAACAGUUGCAUUCCCUCUCAAUCAAAUUUAAUAUGGAAACCAGCCUUUAUGCUGGAAGCUCUCUUGUUGAUAUGUAUUCUAAGUGUGGGGUCAUUACAGAUGCACAGAAAAUUUUCAGUUCCAUGCCGGAGAAAAGUAUAACUUCUUUUAACGCUUUGAUCCAUGGGUACGUUCAAAAUUCAAUUACGUUAGCCAUUAGUCUGUUUAUGGCUAUGCCAUCUCAAGGAUUAAAUCCAUCACUAGUCACAUUAGCAAUCUUACUCGAUGGCUGCAACGAGCCUUCCAAAUUGAAUCUUGGAAGGCAAAUUCACAAUUUAGUAAUUAAAUACGGUUUCUCAUAUGAUGAUGAGUUCUUGGCGGUAUCUCUUUCGGGAAUGUAUUUUAGCUCGCGCGUCCCACGGGAUGCAAUGGUUGUCUUCUCUGAAUUGCCAAAAUCUAAAAGUACAGUUUUGUGGACCGCUGUUUUAUCAGGACUUGCUCAAAAUGAUUGUAGUGAGAAGGCAUUGGAAAUAUACCAACAAAUGAGGAGAAACAAUUCAAUGCCAGAUCAAGCCACAUUUGUUAGCAUUCUUAAAGCAUGCGCAGCCUUAGCAUCUCUACAAGAAGGCCCUGUAAUUCACUCACUUAUUUUCCACACAGGUUUUGACUCAGAUGAGUUGACUUGCAGUGGUCUUGUGGACAUGUAUGCUAAGUGCGGGGACGUUGCAAGUUCCUCACAAGUGUUUAAGGAAAUACUUAACAAAAAAGACGUUAUUAUAUGGAACUCAAUGAUAGUUGGUUAUGGAAAAAACGGGUUUGCUGAGAAUGCACUACAAGUCUUCAAUGAAAUGAAGGAGUCAAAUGUUAUGCCUGAUGACAUAACAUUUCUUGGAGUACUCACCGCUUGUAGUCAUGCAGGAAAAGUCACUGAAGGACGUUCUAUAUUCGAUUCUAUGAUAAAUCAAUACAAGAUUCAACCACGUAUGGAUCAUAUUUCAUGUAUGGUUGAUCUUCUUGGGAGGUGGGGUUAUCUCAAGGAGGCUGAGGAAUUUAUCAACAAAUUAGAAUUUAUACCAAAUGCUAUGCUUUGGACUACCUUCCUAGGGGCAUGUAGAGUACACGGUGAUGAAAGAAGAGGAAAACGUGCGAGUGAAGAACUUUCAAAGUUGGAGCCCGAAAGUUCAGCUUCUUUUGUGUUGCUAUCUAAUAUAUAUGCAGCUUCAGGGCAUUGGGACCGAGCAAACUUCGUCAGAAUGGAAAUGAAAGAGAAGAAGAUUCAAAAGCAUCCUGGAUGUAGUUGGAGAUAAGGGUGAUUGGUGAGUCAACUGAGUUCUUUUGUUGUUAUGGGAAUUUGAACAGUAAUCGUAAUUACUGCUUGCUUCUUGCUGAAACGUCCUAUUGGCAGUUGGAGCAUUCCUAUAUUUUGCUGUUUCCGAUCUUCCUGAAGAAAGAGUGAGGUGCAAGGCACUCCUAUUUGCGGAAGGAUGCAUAUGAUUAGCAUUAUUAUGUUACAGUCAUGGUGCACUUCCGUAUUGGAAUUAUAUCGAGUCAGUUGCGAUUCUGAAGAUUUAAGAAGAUGAAAAACAUGCUUUGGCUGCAGCAAGCUAGUUGUGGUAUCAAAGCCACAUGCUGUAUGCCUGUAUCUGAUAUUCUGAUAUGAGUUUUCAGUCCUUCAAUGAAGGUUGAAGAACAUCCUUUGUGCACCUAGUUUUCAGUUCCUUCAUUUUCAUUUUAUUCCGAAGAGAGUUGCUGCUAAGUGUGUUUGGCUUGUUUCAAAGCUCGAGAAAGACCACAAGAGGUGAGGCAUUACCCAAGUGUGGAAGGGAGAAUCUACCUAGACAGCUUUUGGAUACCUUUCCAAAGGUGUCUAUCAAUUUUACCUGCAACUUACUUACAGAUUUUUAUUUUUUACUUUUUGAGGUAACUGGGGAAUUUAGACCGUGCCAACGUGGCUUACUUGGCAGUAAAAUCUGGGGCUGCACGUAUACCUAGCGAAUGCAUGGAACCUGGAAAACGACCAGCCCUCUAUGAAUCUGGAUUACUAGCUAGGCUUGGAACCUCUUUUGAGGACUCCCAAGCCCUUAGCCCUGGGCCAGCCUCUUAGGGUUCAUUAGUUCUAAUUAAUUCUAGAAGUAUCUUUGGGAUUCUCUUUCAUUUAAAGAAAGCGUUAUAUGCUUAUGUCGAUAUAAUACCCUUUCUACAGAAAAAUUUGAAGAUAAAUUUGAUUAGAUCUGAAAGUCAUUUACUGAA
Messenger RNA from Erigeron canadensis, 3895 nucleotides. Its product is annotated as pentatricopeptide repeat-containing protein At3g09040, mitochondrial. Lineage: Eukaryota; Viridiplantae; Streptophyta; Magnoliopsida; Asterales; Asteraceae. Gene Ontology annotation, molecular function: RNA binding; protein binding. The record is from RefSeq and is a predicted model, not a curated record. Gene Ontology annotation, biological process: RNA modification. Bases 34 to 2952 code for a protein of 972 amino acids. The transcript has 5 exons.